Molecule: messenger RNA, 846 nt
Organism: Achroia grisella
Lineage: Eukaryota; Metazoa; Arthropoda; Insecta; Lepidoptera; Pyralidae
Gene: RpL8
Product: large ribosomal subunit protein uL2
Exons: 6
Coding region: 35-808 (257 amino acids)
Biological process (GO): cytoplasmic translation
Cellular component (GO): cytosolic large ribosomal subunit; ribosome
Molecular function (GO): RNA binding; structural constituent of ribosome
Source: RefSeq, a predicted model, not a curated record
AAGUUCACCUCUUCAAAAUUGAGGGAACUUAACCAUGGGUCGUGUCAUUCGUGCUCAACGUAAAGGUGCCGGUUCAGUCUUCGUUUCACACACUAAGAAAAGGAAAGGAGCUCCAAAAUUACGUUCCUUAGACUAUGCUGAACGUCAUGGCUAUAUCAAAGGUGUUGUUAAGGAUAUCAUCCAUGACCCUGGUAGAGGUGCACCACUUGCAGUAGUUCACUUCCGUGAUCCUUACAAGUUUAAGACCCGAAAAGAACUAUUUAUUGCUCCUGAGGGCCUCUACACUGGCCAAUUUGUGUACUGUGGCAAGAAAGCUACACUUGAAGUUGGCAAUGUAAUGCCUGUGGGGGCUAUGCCUGAAGGUACCAUUGUUUGCAACUUGGAAGAAAAGAUGGGUGACCGAGGUCGGCUUGCUCGUGCAUCUGGAAACUUUGCUACAGUGAUCGGCCACAACCCUGAUGCUAAACGUACCAGAGUUAAGCUCCCAUCUGGCGCUAAGAAAGUAUUGCCAUCCAGCAACAGGGGCAUGGUUGGUAUUGUUGCUGGCGGUGGACGUAUUGACAAACCUAUAUUAAAGGCAGGUCGUGCAUACCACAAAUACAAAGUGAAACGUAACUGCUGGCCAUAUGUGCGAGGUGUUACCAUGAACCCUGUAGAGCAUCCUCAUGGUGGUGGUAACCAUCAACACAUUGGUAAGGCUUCGACCGUAAAGAGAGGAACAUCAGCUGGUCGCAAGGUCGGUCUUAUUGCCGCCCGAAGAACCGGAAGAAUUCGUGGUGGCAAGACCGAUACAAAGAAGGAGGCGUAAAUGUAUUUUUAUGCAAAAUAAAAAGUGUAAAAUCGCAA